Messenger RNA from Nomascus leucogenys (northern white-cheeked gibbon), 3929 nucleotides. RefSeq names its product dynamin 1 (gene DNM1). The record is from RefSeq and is a predicted model, not a curated record. The transcript has 23 exons. Gene Ontology annotation, cellular component: cytoplasm; microtubule; membrane. Gene Ontology annotation, molecular function: microtubule binding; GTPase activity; GTP binding. Bases 118 to 2673 code for a protein of 851 amino acids. NCBI's taxonomy places the organism in Eukaryota, Metazoa, Chordata, Mammalia, Primates, Hylobatidae.
GGGGCGGGGGCCCCGCGGCGCAGGCAGUCGGGACGCGCGGCUGCAGCGGCGGAGCAGGAGUCGGAACCGGGAGCGCUAGCGGCAGCCGGGUCGCAGCCUGCGGGGCCCGCCGCAGCCAUGGGCAACCGCGGCAUGGAAGAUCUCAUCCCGCUGGUUAACCGGCUGCAAGACGCCUUCUCUGCCAUCGGCCAGAACGCGGAUCUCGACCUGCCGCAGAUCGCCGUGGUGGGCGGUCAGAGCGCCGGCAAGAGCUCGGUGCUCGAGAAUUUCGUAGGCAGGGACUUCCUGCCUCGAGGAUCUGGCAUUGUCACCCGACGUCCCCUGGUCUUGCAGCUGGUCAAUGCAACCACAGAAUAUGCCGAGUUCCUGCACUGCAAGGGAAAGAAAUUCACCGACUUCGAGGAGGUGCGCCUUGAGAUCGAGGCCGAGACCGACCGGGUCACCGGCACCAACAAGGGCAUCUCGCCGGUGCCUAUCAACCUCCGCGUCUACUCGCCGCACGUGCUGAACCUGACCCUGGUGGACCUGCCCGGAAUGACCAAGGUCCCAGUGGGAGACCAACCUCCCGACAUCGAGUUCCAGAUCCGAGACAUGCUUAUGCAGUUUGUCACCAAGGAGAACUGCCUCAUCCUGGCCGUGUCCCCCGCCAACUCUGACCUGGCCAAUUCUGACGCCCUCAAGGUCGCCAAGGAGGUGGACCCCCAGGGCCAGCGCACCAUCGGGGUCAUCACCAAGCUGGACCUGAUGGACGAGGGCACAGAUGCCCGUGACGUGCUGGAGAACAAGCUGCUCCCCCUGCGCAGAGGCUACAUUGGGGUGGUGAACCGGAGCCAGAAGGACAUUGAUGGCAAGAAGGACAUUACCGCCGCCUUGGCUGCUGAACGAAAGUUCUUCCUCUCUCAUCCAUCUUAUCGCCACUUGGCUGACCGUAUGGGCACGCCCUACCUGCAGAAGGUCCUCAAUCAGCAACUGACGAAUCACAUCCGGGACACGCUGCCGGGGCUGCGGAACAAGCUGCAGAGCCAGCUGCUGUCCAUUGAGAAGGAGGUGGAGGAAUACAAGAACUUCCGCCCUGAUGACCCAGCUCGCAAGACCAAGGCCCUGCUGCAGAUGGUCCAGCAGUUCGCCGUAGACUUUGAGAAGCGCAUUGAGGGCUCAGGAGAUCAGAUCGACACCUAUGAACUGUCGGGGGGAGCCCGCAUUAACCGAAUCUUCCACGAGCGCUUCCCUUUUGAGCUGGUCAAGAUGGAGUUUGAUGAGAAGGAACUCCGAAGGGAGAUCAGCUAUGCUAUCAAGAAUAUCCAUGGCAUUAGGACGGGCCUCUUCACACCUGACCUCGCUUUUGAAGCUACAGUGAAAAAGCAGGUGCAGAAGCUCAAAGAGCCCAGUAUCAAGUGUGUGGAUAUGGUAGUCAGUGAGCUCACAUCCACCAUCAGAAAGUGUAGCGAAAAGCUCCAGCAGUACCCGCGGCUGCGGGAGGAGAUGGAGCGCAUCGUGACCACCCACAUCCGGGAGCGCGAGGGCCGCACUAAGGAGCAGGUCAUGCUUCUCAUCGAUAUCGAGCUGGCUUACAUGAACACCAACCAUGAGGACUUCAUAGGCUUUGCCAAUGCUCAGCAGAGGAGCAACCAGAUGAACAAGAAGAAGACUUCAGGGAACCAGGAUGAGAUUCUGGUCAUCCGCAAGGGCUGGCUGACUAUCAAUAAUAUUGGCAUCAUGAAAGGGGGCUCCAAGGAGUACUGGUUUGUGCUGACUGCUGAGAAUCUGUCCUGGUACAAGGAUGAUGAGGAGAAAGAGAAGAAAUACAUGCUGUCUGUGGACAACCUCAAGCUGCGGGACGUGGAGAAGGGCUUCAUGUCGAGCAAGCACAUCUUUGCCCUCUUUAACACGGAGCAGAGGAAUGUCUACAAGGAUUAUCGGCAGCUGGAGCUGGCCUGUGAGACACAGGAGGAGGUGGACAGCUGGAAGGCCUCCUUCCUGAGGGCUGGCGUGUACCCUGAGCGUGUUGGGGACAAAGAGAAAGCCAGCGAGACUGAGGAGAAUGGCUCCGACAGCUUCAUGCAUUCCAUGGACCCACAGCUGGAACGGCAAGUGGAGACCAUCCGGAAUCUUGUGGACUCAUACAUGGCCAUUGUCAACAAGACCGUGAGGGACCUCAUGCCCAAGACCAUCAUGCACCUCAUGAUUAACAAUACCAAGGAGUUCAUCUUCUCGGAGCUGCUGGCCAACCUGUACUCGUGUGGGGACCAGAACACGCUGAUGGAGGAGUCGGCGGAGCAGGCACAGCGGCGCGACGAGAUGCUGCGCAUGUACCACGCGCUGAAGGAGGCGCUCAGCAUCAUCGGCGACAUCAACACGACCACCGUCAGCACGCCCAUGCCCCCGCCCGUGGACGACUCCUGGCUGCAGGUGCAGAGCGUACCGGCCGGACGCAGGUCGCCCACGUCCAGCCCCACGCCGCAGCGCCGAGCCCCCGCCGUGCCCCCAGCCCGGCCCGGGUCGCGGGGCCCUGCUCCUGGGCCUCCGCCUGCUGGGUCCGCCCUGGGGGGAGCGCCCCCCGUGCCCUCCAGGCCGGGGGCUUCCCCUGACCCUUUCGGCCCUCCCCCUCAGGUGCCCUCGCGCCCCAACCGCGCUCCGCCCGGGGUCCCCAGAAUCACUAUCAGUGACCCCUGAGGAGCGUCAGCCAUGCAGGAAGGGCCCAGCCUCACCUACGCGACCUGCAGCCCCCCGACCAGCUGAGGCUCCCCUCUUAGACAUAUAAGUCUAUGGCCACUGGCAUCCGGCUGCCUGUCCUCCCUGCCUCCCCCAGGGUCCCUUCAGAGGGUCCUGGGUUUCCUGACCACCCAGAGGGGCCUCCGGCGCUCCCUCCAGCCAUCCCUUUUAGUUUUACCCUCCUGGUUCAAGCAGUGUUCUUUCUCUAUCAGGCCUGGUGGCUGUUGCGUGGGGCUCCCCAAGGCAAGGGGUGGCCCCAGGCCAGUGGGUUGGAAGACAGGGUGACCAGAGAAGAGGGAAGCCCGAGGGGGCCGAGCAUCAGCCUGAACUGCAGGUGCCCUGCCUGGGUGCCGUGUGAGAGGCCAGUGUGUGUGGGGUGGGGAGGGCCGCCACAGCCCCCAGGCGCUACCUGUGAAGCUACGGCUCCUCCCUCCAUCUUCCUCCCCUUUCCCUUCUAGCCCCUCUUUUCCAGGAACCUUGCCACACCCACACCUGCGCCCUCCCCUCCCCGGCCCUCCCACCACUGCUGCUGCGUGGCCGGCCGGCCGUGUGCUGCACUUGCCUUACCAGCUCUCUCUUUGCUUUUCUCUCUCCCGUUUUCUCUCUGCUUUCUCUCCAACUGCCAGCCGAUCGGGUCAGGCAAGUCCAUCCCGUCCUGAGAGCCCCAGGCCCCCCUUCGACCUCUAAACAGAUCCCUCCUCUUCUCGGAGACCUCCCUUUCCAAGCCUGCCUGGACGGCUGUUCUGUGACUUGACAGUGGCUCCCCCAGUCCCAAAGCCAGCCCCCUUCGUCUGUGACUUAGUCUGUUGUAGUGGUGAGCUGACACAUUCAGGCGUGACCGUUGGUGAAAACUUGUGCCCCUUCUGUGGUACGCCCUUGCCCUGUUCUAUAAAUAUCUAUAAAUACUCAUAUAUAUACACACCUACACAUAGCCAACCGCCUCGCCUCUAGUGCUGGGAAUCAGUCACUGUGCUAUCCUUGUGGAGUCUUGUGGCCCAACUACAAGAGAACGCUGUCCCCCGACAUCCCACUCCAAAGUGUGCCACCUCCAGUGAGCCUCCUUGUCAUGCCCGGCCUGUGGACAGCCAGCCCCCACCAUCCCUCCCACCCCCUACCAAGCAUGGGGGUGCUGUGCAGGCAGCCGUGUGGCCUGACAGUCUCUACCAGUCCUGCUGUCCCUCGGCUGAGAAUAAAACCCAUUUCUGGAUGAUGGGGAA